AUGUUGUCGCUCGUCCCAGCGCGGAAGAGAAAGGAAGCCCAUAACGCGAUACAACUAUCUCGUGAUAAAGGCAAGGUCCGCGUCAUCGAGCGAUCAGCAGAAGGGUACUCCAGCGGCUCCACGAAGAAUCUACAGGGUCGCAACAGCACCCCUGCUAGCCGUACCUUUACUACACUUCGUCGCGGAAGCAUCAGGAUCUUCUCAAUCUUCCGCAAUGGCAAGAGUUCCGCUCCAAGCUCCGGCGAGGCUACCUUUGGUAGCACUGGGUCAACGGUCAACAAACCAGCAGACGUACCACGUGCCGAUAACAUCAACUCCUACUCCAACUCUCCUUUACAAUGCCCUGUCGUUCCCGAUAUACCUAUGAUUCUACCAGCUCUCUCCCUAGAUCCUGACUCUUCAUCUUUACUCCAACUCACAAACGCUGCCGUCUUCGAUGGCGAAUCAGAACCUAUACCAAGAACUCGCACUCCACCUCCUACACCCAUGGCAACAAGCUGGUCGACGCCAAGUCUCUCGCAGCAACUCACGACCAAGCUCUCCAACGCCCUGAUGAACAAUGAUACGGUAGUGCGUCGACGGAAGCUAAGCUCUAGGCCAGUCGUUCGAACGGACCAUUUCAAGCAUCCAAGCGAUGACCAGCGAACUACCACCUCACCCAAGAGCCCCAUGUCAGAGGUCCCUUCUCUUCCAUCAAGCGUCCUAAGCCCCUCGAGCAGCGUCGCACCCUUGAGCCAGUCCACUGCACCGACAUCGCUGGUCUCAUCAGGUGCACUACUGUCUGCUGAGACCACUUAUCGAACCCAGAACGGUCGCCAUGUAACCGACAAUCAACCCGCGCUCUAUUGCGAGGCGACCCCAGAGCGUUUACCUUCACGAUUCCUUGUCUUCCCACGUCAAGACGCACCACGACUGUGUGAGCCUUCCAUUGCGACUAUCGAGAAUGCAGCGGCGGCAAAGAUCUUCUUCGAGUCACACUUCAACCAGCUUCUCGGUACCAAGAUCACGCCACGAUCUAUGCGUCGCCGCCAAAUGGAGCGGAAGGUAUUUACCAUGGCCAUCCCGAAUGAGCAACGUCACUCCAAAAGGCGAGAAUAG
Alternaria hordeiaustralica is the source of this 1098-nucleotide messenger RNA. RefSeq lists its product as uncharacterized. The transcript is spliced from 2 exons. Bases 1 to 1098 code for a protein of 365 amino acids. NCBI's taxonomy places the organism in Eukaryota, Fungi, Ascomycota, Dothideomycetes, Pleosporales, Pleosporaceae. The record is from RefSeq and is a predicted model, not a curated record.